Limulus polyphemus (Atlantic horseshoe crab) is the source of this 890-nucleotide messenger RNA. Its product is annotated as 17-beta-hydroxysteroid dehydrogenase 13-like. The record is from RefSeq and is a predicted model, not a curated record. The transcript has 4 exons. NCBI's taxonomy places the organism in Eukaryota, Metazoa, Arthropoda, Merostomata, Xiphosura, Limulidae. Bases 42 to 470 code for a protein of 142 amino acids. Gene Ontology annotation, molecular function: oxidoreductase activity, acting on the CH-OH group of donors, NAD or NADP as acceptor. Gene Ontology annotation, cellular component: lipid droplet.
AUAUUGUUUUUCACUAGACUAUACAGCAGUUCUUACCAAAGAUGUUGGAACGUAAGAAAGGUCACAUUGUGGCUGUAUCAUCAGCAGCAGGCAUCAUUGGUGCACCUUAUAUGGCUGACUACACAGCUUCCAAGCAUGGCGUUCUAGGACUGAUGUCGUCCCUGAGGGAAGAGCUACAUGCAUUGGACAAAAAACACUGCAUACGUCUUACGACCAUCUGUCCGGUGACCUUUGACAGCGGUUUCGUUAAACGACCUUAUAGCAGGUUUCCUACCAUAUUACCUGUUCUUACCAUAAAGGAAGUGGCUCAAGGUGCAUUAGAUGGAAUCUUACGAGAAAAAAGUGUUGUAACAUUACCAUGCUGGGUUGGAUAUUUCUUUAGUUGGUUCAGGAUAUUUCCAGACAGCGUGUUCUUGGCUUUUCAACGAUUUUUAAAACACCAUCCCUUGCCACCAAUCAAAACUAAUUGAUGAAAACAUAAUUGUCCAGUGUAUGUGUGUGCCAUCUAUCGGCAGCUUUCUGAAAACAUAUUUCUUUUGUGUGUGUGUGUCUCCAUGGUUUCCCACUAUAUUGCCUGUUCUAACCAUUACCACUUCUAGACUUACUGAUUGCACUUGAAUAGAGUUCAUCGUGGUGUUAGUUCGACAUUUAUAUCAGCAGUAACGUGUACACUAACCUCUCCGGUUCAGUUCCCAAGGCUGAAAACCAUUAGUUUAUUCUGUUUGUGUUCAGUUAGUACUUUCCAAUUUACCGACAUUACAAUUAAAAGUAGUUAUUCGAUAAUUUACAGUGCUUUAUUUUUCAAACAAUACCACUACAUUGUGUUGGUUUUGGCGAACAAUAUAUAUAUACAUUUGUCGUACAAUUGUAAAGGGAAACCAUUUUAAAAA